This is a messenger RNA of Triticum turgidum subsp. durum (durum wheat), 906 nucleotides long. Lineage: Eukaryota; Viridiplantae; Streptophyta; Magnoliopsida; Poales; Poaceae. The record is from the annotation of a GenBank genome assembly.
AUGGCUGCUGAAGCUCAGAGUGUGGUAGGUGCAGCCAGGGAAUUCCUUGCUGAGGAAUACAAGAUUUUAGACAAGUUUGAAGAAGUGAUGAACAUCUCUCUUUCUGGAAUCGAGGCGAUCUUUUCGAGCACUGACAUACAAGUAGCAUCUGAAGAUGCGGUAUAUAACUUCUUGCUUGAGUGGGCCCGUGCGCGAUACCUGGAACCGGAGGAAAGACGCGAGAUCUUGAGCAGCCGUUUGCUUCCGCUGGUACGCUUCAGUCAUAUGACAUGUGCCGCACUUCAGGAGAUCCUAGCAUGCACUGAUGAUGAUAUAGACCGUGAGCAAGUAACCAAGCACAUCAAUGAGGUCCUCCUCCACAAAGCUUACCCAACCCAGAUGGAAGGUGCUCUUGCAGCAGAUGUAUCAACUCUCGAUUGGCAAUCUGCUGAGCGAACUUACGGGUCCAAACAUGUGAAAGCGGUUGCGUUUGAUCGACCUUACCCACAGGUUAUAGUUUACAUGGAUCUAACGCGCGCCGAAUGCUCCGGAUUCUUCCCAUCAGGAGUUAUAUUGUCGGACUGGUUCAAUCUCGCAGGUCAGAAAUUCUAUCUCAUGGCAAACUGUGUACUGGAUGAGGAGACAGAGUUGUACAGCUUUUGCCUCUGGUUAGGGAUAUAUGGAAAUUCUAUCUCAGGCUCGUCGUGUUUCGAUAUUGAGUUUGCUGCAAGGACAAGAUCGUCAGGAAAAUUCUUGAGCAAGUACGGCGGUAGGCACACAUUCAGCGGGUCUUUGCUGGAGGGAUGCGAUGAUCUUUUUGGAGUUCCAUGGUCGACGUUCAUUGCGGACGACAGCCUCUUCAUUGACGGCGUGCUGCAUCUGAGAGUUGAUCUGACUGCGGUGGAGCAGCCUGAAUUACAGACCUGA